GAGGCCUUCAUAGAGGCCUCUGCUCUGCUCCAGAGCAUCCUGAAACUAAGUCGUUUUGCUGUUCGUUGAGAUUCUAAUUAGUUAGAGUUGCCUCAGCUUGUUAGGGAGGUUACUUUAGGUCGAAUUCUUAGACCAUUUUUAAAGGCUCUCUUUUAGUCUGAACCUGUACAUAAGUUGUUUAGGGUUUCGCCACAUUGGGUUCUAGGAACUAUGCGUGCUGGUUGCAGCGGGGGGUGAGCUGUCACCAAGUUACGGGCAGCGAUAGUCCCGUCCUUUUCUAGCAGACGAGCCUUUUACGCCGAGGAAGAUAAUUAAUUUGAGGAACCAUGUCAGGCAUGGAGCCUCGGAUAGCUAACAAGUAUCGACUUGGGAGGAAGAUCGGUAGUGGAUCGUUUGGAGAGAUCUAUCUGGGCACAAACAUUCAGACGAAUGAGGAAGUCGGCAUUAAGCUGGAGUCUACCAAGACCAAACACCCUCAGCUGCUGUACGAGUCUAAGCUGUACAGGAUUCUGCAAGGAGGAACCGGCAUUCCGAACAUCAGGUGGUUCGGCGUGGAGGGCGACUACAACGUGAUGGUCAUCGACCUGCUCGGGCCCAGCCUGGAGGACCUCUUCAACUUCUGCGCGCGCAAGUUCUCGCUCAAGACCGUGCUCAUGCUCGCAGACCAGCUGCUGAAUCGCGUGGAGUACGUGCACUCGAAGAGCUUCCUGCACCGAGACAUCAAGCCGGACAACUUCCUCAUGGGCCUGGGGCGCCGGGCGAACCAGGCGUACGUCAUCGACUUCGGCCUCGCCAAGAAGUACCGCGACCCCACCACCCACCAGCACAUCCCCUACAGAGAGAACAAGAACUUGACCGGAACUGCGCGUUAUGCCAGCAUCAACACACAUCUAGGCAUCGAGCAAAGCCGAAGAGACGAUCUGGAGUCACUUGGCUAUGUGCUGAUGUACUUUCUGCGAGGAAGCCUUCCGUGGCAGGGACUUAAGGCGGGGACCAAGAAGCAGAAGUAUGAGAAGAUCAGCGAGAAGAAGAUGUCCACUCCCAUUGAGGUUCUCUGCAAGGGCUAUCCCACCGAGCUCGCCUCGUACUUCCACUACUGCCGCUCCCUUCGCUUCGACGACAAGCCGGAUUAUGCCUACCUCAAGCGCCUCUUCCGCGACCUGUUCAUCCGAGAAGGUUUUCAGUUUGACUACGUGUUUGACUGGACCAUUCUCAAGUAUCAGCAGUCCCAGGCAUCGGUGGCUCCCCAGCGCCUCCUUGCAAACGCAGCAGUGGCUCCUGCUCCUGUUGCGAAUCAGGCAGCCAAUGCUGAUGACAUGGCGAGGCGUCGAUCUCCACUGAUCGAGAGCCCACGGCACAGGAGCCCUCUGCGUGAUGAUGAUGGAGUUGAUGCUGACCGGCAGAUGCAUCAGGGGGGCUACACACGCACUGGCAGUGGAUCCGCUGCCAGGAGAGCAGCGGCUGCAGCACCUGGGGGUGGCAUGGGGGUCCCAGGGGCGAGGGCAGGGACAGCAGAGCAGGCGGAAGUGAAGCGGUCGGGAGGCCUCGGCAUUUCGAACGCCCUGUCCGGCAUCCGGUCAGGGGCACGGGGGCGUGACAUGUUUGCUGGUGGGCGUUUGGGAGGCACCUCUCGUGGGCCCAAGGAGUAGUUCUCUACCAGCCAUGGACACGACAGGCUUGGGGUUUUCCCGGUGGUUGCGUUACACCAGCGAGGAGGGGUGGUGUUCUCUCGGAGAGUGCAAGGUGUCAUGUUGAGCUGCUGCAUUCAAAAUGUCACGGAAAUGUUAUGACACAAGGCACAGGUUACGAAGGGUGGUCAGGAGCUGGAGCAGGUUGGAAUCGUCAUAUCAAGCUUGAGUAUUGACAUCACAUUCAGCUGGGCCUGGUUGCAGAGGAAGUCCUAUCAGGGCCUGACACGUUGUGAGAUCGUGGGUUUGACAGCAACAAAAACUCAGCUGCAUAACCAGAAACUGACCAAUGGCCCAGGAUUAGCUUGCAGCAAUAGAUGGUGCUUGCUGGUUAAUGCAGCCUUGGGCUGAUUCUUUAGAAUGGGGGGUUUACACAAUAGUGGUAGAACUUGAUUGGUGGGUGGUGGCCCUUCACUCCCACAUCGUUUUUAUGCGUAGGGCGCCAUCAACAUGUUGAAAUGAAAUGUUUCCAGUACA
Molecule: messenger RNA, 2165 nt
Organism: Closterium sp. NIES-67
Lineage: Eukaryota; Viridiplantae; Streptophyta; Zygnematophyceae; Desmidiales; Closteriaceae
Source: the annotation of a GenBank genome assembly